AUGUCACUACCCAAAUACCAAAAUAAGCCCUUCAAACCACCUCGGAGACUAAUAUCGGCUCAAGCAAACUCCAACUCACCAUUAAAUAGUACCAAACGACUCCCCAGUGACAACUUUGCCAAUGAAACCACAUCCAAGAGAAUAAAAGUACCGCCAUCCAAGGAACCGGUAACAACAAGUAAUACCGGAGGCGAUAAUGGCACCAAGUGUUUUACAAUAAUGUAUCGGAAACCGUCAAUGAAAAAACACAAGACAUGGGAUAAUGACGGAUAUGCACAGCUUAGGACAUCCAACAACCUUAUCCUCUUUAAUGAUGCUGGGACUAAGAUUGGUAAUCGUCACCUUACGAAUGAUUCUGAGUUAUGUGAUUUUAUUUUUAAAGCUGGAUCAUGGGAAGUUCAAGUGGAUUAUGAAUUAUCGGACCCUAAAGAGUUACAAAGGGUCCGUUCUUUAUUAUGCAAAAAUAAUCAAGCAACAGUUACUCCCCCAUCUUCUGCUAGGACUAACGGUAAUGCUAUCACUAAGUCAGUUACACAAAAUAAGAUUCCAGUUUCUCAGUUAUUUAAUUCGCAAACUGUAACAAAAUUUAAAACAAUAAUGAAGAAAUCUGAUGCUCAUACCCCACUAUCCUCCUCUAAACAAAAUGAAAUUACUUCUAAGAAAAAGAAAUAUCAACCAGUGUUUGAUGUAUCAAAGAUAGAAAACCCCAUCAUUAUGAACAAGUGGAGGGAUGCCGACGUUGAUGUCAUAGUAGAUCCAUUAUUGGGGAAAUUAUUGAGACCACAUCAAAGAGAGGGUGUAAAGUUCAUGUAUGAUUGCGUAAUGGGUCUAGCGACCAAUCAUCAAGAAACAGAUGAAGAUAAUACAGGGAAAUCUUUGAUCUUGGAGAAGGAUUCUGAUAUUGGUGGAUGUCUAUUAGCAGAUGAAAUGGGAUUGGGCAAAACAUUGAUGACCAUAACAUUAAUAUGGACACUUUUGAAACAAUCACCAAGUUUGAAAAACAUUGCCUGUUCACAAUCUGGCGUACCAUUACAUGGACUAUGUAGGAAAAUAUUGGUAGUCUGUCCAGUGACGCUUAUUGGUAAUUGGAAAAGAGAGUUUGCAAAAUGGUUGAAUUUAAAUAGAAUUGGAAUACUCACUUUAAGCUCCCGAAAUACUCCGGAAAUGGAUAAAACCGCCGUAAAGAAUUUCCUCCGAGUUCAAAGGACAUUCCAGGUUCUAGUGAUAGGUUAUGAAAAAUUAUUAAGUGUUUCUGAAGAACUACACGGCUCAAGAGACUUGAUUGAUUUGCUUAUCUGUGAUGAAGGGCAUAGGUUGAAAAACGGGUCUUCCAAGGUAUUAAAUGUAUUGAAAAAUCUUGAAAUUAAAAGGAAAAUUCUUCUUUCAGGUACUCCUAUUCAAAAUGAUCUCAAUGAAUUCUAUACUAUAAUUGAUUUCCUUAACCCUGGAAUUCUUGGAUCAUAUCCUUAUUUCAAGAAAAGGUUCAUAGCGCCUAUUACGAGAGGAAGGGACACAGAAAAUAGACACAAUGAAGAUAUUAUCGAACUUGGUGAGGGUAGAUCAAAGGAAAUGAUUGAUAUAACAAGAAAAUUUACCUUAAGAAGAACAAAUGCUAUUCUCAGUAAAUAUUUGCCCCCCAAAACGGAUAUCAUUCUAUUUUGCAAGCCGACACAAUCACAACUUUUGGCCUUUAAUGAUAUCCUGAGUAGAUCAAGGAUAGAUUUUGCCAAUCUAUCUUUUAAUUCAUCAUUGGGGCUCAUUACCCUUUUCAAGAAAAUUUGCAACUCCCCAACAUUAAUUGGUGAUGAUAGUUACUACCAGUCAAAGAUUAGACCUGAUGGUGUAAUCCAGGAAAGGUAUGAUCGUUCUUUAAAUUCUGGAAAAUUAAAAAUCCUAAUGACACUUUUAGAAAAAAUUAAAGGUAAUACCAACAAUGAGAAAGUUGUCAUCGUUUCCAACUAUACACAAACCCUUGAUAUAAUCCAAAAUCUAAUGAAUUCAGCACAAAUGGUAUCUUGCCGAUUAGAUGGUUCAACGCCAGCGAAACAAAGAGAUUCCAUAGUGAAUACAUUUAAUAGAAAUCCCUCUAUUUUUGCGUUCUUAUUAAGUGCGAAAUCAGGUGGGGUAGGUUUGAAUUUAAUAGGUGCGUCUCGUCUAAUUCUUUUUGAUAAUGACUGGAACCCAUCCAUUGACUUGCAAGCUAUGUCUAGAAUCCAUAGAGAUGGACAGAAAAAGCAUUGUUAUAUAUAUAGAUUAAUAACAACAGGAUGCAUAGAUGAAAAGAUUCUGCAGCGACAAUUAAUGAAACAUAGUUUGAGCAAAAAAUUUCUAGAUUCAUCAUACACGACCGGAAAGACGGGAUCUAAUGAUGACUUAUUUACUAAAGAAGAUUUGAAAGAUUUAUUCACCAUUAUGGAAACCACUAAGAGUAAUACUCAUGAUUUAAUUUGUGACUGUGAGGGUACAGGUAAAAGCGUGUCACUUAAUGAAAUAGCUCAUCCAAAGAAGAAGAAUUUAGAGAAAAGGCGUAACAGCUGGACCAAUGCCUUGCAAUUAUCACAGGUAAUGGAGGAUGAUGAGAUGAAGAAUAUGCAACAGAAAACAAAUCUAAUGAAAGAAUGUUUCGUCGGUUAUAAACAUAUUGACCCUCUGAAAACAAAUGAAUUGGCUGACAAUGUGACUUCGAAUACGUUAAAAACUAUGAAAGAAUGGAUAACAUUUGCCUUUAUAAAUGAUGAAAAAGUUGAUAGUACAAAGGAGGAUAUCAUAAUUCUAGAUUAA
Molecule: messenger RNA, 2781 nt
Organism: Naumovozyma castellii
Lineage: Eukaryota; Fungi; Ascomycota; Saccharomycetes; Saccharomycetales; Saccharomycetaceae
Gene: RDH54
Product: DNA-dependent ATPase RDH54
Exons: 1
Coding region: 1-2781 (926 amino acids)
Source: RefSeq, a predicted model, not a curated record